Molecule: messenger RNA, 1748 nt
Organism: Arabidopsis lyrata subsp. lyrata
Lineage: Eukaryota; Viridiplantae; Streptophyta; Magnoliopsida; Brassicales; Brassicaceae
Product: putative F-box/FBD/LRR-repeat protein At3g56780
Exons: 3
Coding region: 183-1589 (468 amino acids)
Molecular function (GO): protein binding
Source: RefSeq, a predicted model, not a curated record
UGUGAAUCCACAGAAAAUCUUCAAGAUCUAGAGAAAUCUCGUAAGAAUUUUUAUAUGAUGUAUCUUUUAUCAAUUAUUAGUUAUUUGACAAACAAACUAAACUUGAUAAGCAAGACGAAAGAGAAAUCCAUCCUGUAAUUAGGGUUUUAACAUAGUCUAUUUGCUUGACCUAAACAGAGACAAUGUCGAAGAAGAUUUGUUCAACUAUCAGCGAGUUACCUGAAGAUUUGCUCUUGAAGAUAUUGUCAUUCCUUUCAACGAAACAUGCUGUGGUGACGAGUCUUUUGUCCAAACAAUGGAAAUUUCUCUGGACAAAGAUGCCGAGACUCGUGUACGAUGUUUGUGAUCACAAGGAUCAUACUAGCUUUGAACAAUUUAUUGACAAGUCACUGUUUUUACAUCCACAUCAUGUUCUAGAAAGCCUUUAUUUCAGAUUAAAUUCAAUGGUGAAGAUUGGACCAUGGAUUAGUAGAGUCUUUCAUUAUCAUCAUUGCUACCUUCGUGAGCUCCAGAUAGAUGCUGGUGCUGCAUAUACCCCAAUACCUCAUGAAUUGUUUACUUGCAAGACACUUGUUGUCUUGAAACUCCAAGGUGAAUCGAUAAAAGUGGAAGGCCUUACAACAGUCUGUCUCCCAUCCUUAAAAACUCUGCACACUGACCAUUCGAUUAUAUUCUCGUCUGUACCCCUUAAAUUGCUUCUAUCCAAUUGCAAUUUUCUUACUGACCUUAAGAUCAUAUGGAUAUCAGGAGUGUGUUUAUUCGAGUUCGAUGUUUCUUGGUGCAAAAAGCUUGUGGCCUUGAAACUCGAAGGUUUGAUGGAUGUGAUCAGUUUAUCUUCUUCUUCCGCGGUCUGUCUCCCGUUCCUCAAUACUCUGCAUGUUACUCACAUUUGGAAGUUGAACAAUGAUUUCUUCUGUCGACUUUUAUCCAACUGUCCUCUUCUUUCCGACCUAACAUUGGAAGAAAAAACCAGCAAUGUUAUGCUCGAUUUGAACAUCGUCUUGCCUAGCUUACAAAGAUUGUCGAUUAUCACAAAAUUCAAUAGUUCCACACACUUGUGUAGUUUACUUGAAAAUUGCAUUGGAAAGCUUGCGAUUAUCGCACCUUCUUUCAAGUACUUCACCAUUCAAGAGGACAUGUCGUUGUCUAUUUUAAUCCCCUUUUAUGUGAGGGUUAGACUCGGAGAUCCAUCAAAACUAGAAUAUACAAGUGUCUUCGAUCGAAUUGUACAUCUGGAGCAGAGCAUAUGUGAUGAAAUAUCUCAGAGAACGCUUGUAGAUUUGCUCCAACGUUUCACUAAAUUGGUGGUUCUCAAGCUUGAGAAUGUAUACAGACUAACUCUUUAUGUAUAUCGCUGGGACAUGCCGAGUUUUGUUCCUGAAUGUUUGUUGUCCAGCCUUGAAGCUUUAGAGUGGAGACGAUACACAGGGAAAGACAGAGAUAAGGGUCUUAUGAGUUAUCUCCUGAGUCAUGCGCUAUGUUUGAAAACGGUGAAAAUCUUCUCUGACGUGGAAAAUAAGCAACAGAUUGUGGAGGAUUUAGCUUCUAUGCCAAGAGGUUCCAAGUCAUGUCGACUUGUGUUCAAGUAACUGAGAUUGCUAAUAUUUGGAUGAUCUAAAGUUUUAACUCUUGAUUCAUUUAGCUAACUGAGACAGGACAUGUUAGCUUUGUUUUUUUUUUUUUGUCAAAAGAUUUAGUGUAGUCUCUCUGUUUCACUAUUUAACAGAUGGUCAUUGCAUUCCACAAAA